Molecule: messenger RNA, 3567 nt
Organism: Rattus norvegicus (Norway rat)
Lineage: Eukaryota; Metazoa; Chordata; Mammalia; Rodentia; Muridae
Gene: Sowaha
Product: sosondowah ankyrin repeat domain family member A
Source: RefSeq, marked validated
CUUUCCCAUUCCCUCCGCACCUCCAGUGGCAGCUGUCACCUGUAAACCGAGCACCGCGCAGGGGCAUGGAGCCAGAAGCCCAUUGGAUAGGACCUCUCAGCAGCAACCUACCCCCCAAUCUGGGGGCCAGGCCUGGCGCGGGCGGAGGGCAGGAGUCCCAGGUGCCCUUCGCCCUGAGACUUCCCAGUAAAGCGGCGAGGGCGUGACUGCAGUCCAGUUUCUGGGAUCAGAGCCCUAGGUGAGCCGGGCUGGGAGGCUGGGGCGACCCCAGAGUCACAGGGACCGAGCAUGGCGCUGGCAGCAGCCGCUGCUGCGGCCGCCGCCGCGGCAGGAGUGAGCCAGGCGGCGGUGCUGGGCUUCCUGCGGGAGCACGGCGGGCAGGUGCGCAACUCCGAGCUGCUGAGCCGCUUCAAGCCGCUACUGGACGCUGGGGACCCACGGGGCCGCGCGGCCCGUAGGGACCGCUUCAAGAAGUUCGUCAACAACGUGGCCGUGGUGAAGGAGCUGGACGGGGUCAAGUUCGUGGUGCUGAGAAAGAAGCCCCGGCCGCCGGAAGAACCCGAGGCCCCACUCCCCUCCAACCCUGGGGUGCCAGACGCGCUGGCCGAGUGCGCUGCUGUCCCAGCGGAGGACAGCUGUGCCCCAGGAGCUCCCCACUCCCCACAGCCAUUGGGAGAACAGCCCGAGGACUCGUCCGCACCAUCUGAGAUACAGCACACCUCUGAGACCCCACCCUCCGGGGUCACCCUGGUUGAGGCUCCAUCAGACUCAGAGCCACAGGCCAGGGAACCCGAGAAUCCAGAGCUACCUCAGUCCUUGGAGGUAGCGUCCGAGCUAGCCCGACCCGCCAGCGUGCCCUCCGGGCUGGUCCUGUCGAGCACAGAGUCGCCAGGCCCGGAGCCUGCACCUCCCACGGCGCAAGUGCCACCGAAGAAGCCUUGCAUGCUGCCGGUGCGCUGCGUCGUCCCUGGCCCCGCGGCGCUGCGGAUCCGCGCGGAGGAGCAGGGCCUGCGCCGGCAGCGGUCGGAGGAGCCGAGCCCGCGGGGCUCCCCGAUGCUUCUGCGGAGGCUCUCGGUAGAGGAGUCCGGUCUGGGACUUCACCUGGGACCUGGCCGCUCCCCGCAUCUCAGGCGCCUGUCGCGCGCCGGCCCGCGCCUGCUAAGUCCGGACAUGGAGGAGGUGCCCAUCGCGCCGCCACCGCCACCCGCGGUGCCCCUGGAGCCCACGGAGCACGAAUGGCUCGUGCGCACGGCCAGCGGUCGUUGGAGCCACCAGCUACACGGGCUGCUCCUGCGGGACUGUGGCCUGGCUGCCAAGCGCGACUUCAUGUCGGGCUUCACCGCCCUACACUGGGCAGCCAAGAGCGGCGACCGGGAGAUGGCUCUACAGCUGGUGGAGGUGGCGCGGCGUGGGGGCGCGCCCGUGGACGUGAACGCGCGCUCGCACGGUGGCUACACGCCGCUGCACCUGGCGGCUCUGCACGGCCACGAGGAUGCUGCUGUGCUGCUAGUGGUGCGCCUGGGCGCCCAAGUGCACGUCCGCGACUACAGCGGCCGGCGAGCCUACCAGUACUUGCGGCCUGGCUCCUCCUACGCGCUGAGGCGUUUACUAGGUGACCCUGGCCUGCGAUCUACGACGGAGCCUGAUGCGGCCAGUGGUGGCAGUGGAAGCCUUGUGUCUCGGCACCCCGUGCAGGUGGCCGCCACCAUCCUCGGCUCCACCACUAGCGCGUUUCUGGGCGUCCUGGCCGAUGACUUGAUGCUCCAGGACCUGGCCCGUGGCUUGAAGAAAUCAAGCUCCUUCAGCAAGUUCUUGGGUGCCUCGCCCAUGGCUCCCCGAAAAAAGACCAAGAUUCGUGGUGGCCUGCCAUCCUUCACUGAAAUCUCUCGUCGACCCACUCCAGGACCUUUGGCUGGUUUAGUGCCAAGUCUGCCCCCUCCAACCUGAAUAGCAUUGAAGCUACCAAGGCCUUGGUUGACCUAACAGAGCCUGUGGCAUGCCGACUAAGCCUGUCCAAGACAUGGCCAACCAACACAUGCAGCCUGUCUCUCUUCCAGCUUUAUCUACUGCACCCUGCUGUAACCAGAUGGGCCUCCACCUUCUGUUUGAAAUAUGAUGUGCCUACAGAGGUGGGAUUCUUGUUCCCCAGAAGAGGAACCAAGCUGUCAUACUUGAUCUUGGAAGGAGACUUGAAGUUUAGGGUCAAAGGUUAAGGGGCAGCAGCUGGUCUGGCCCCUAGAGGUGUUGACCAGAGGCCUCUGGGUGGACACAUUCCCAAAUCAGAAGUAGAGGGUGGCUCUCAAGAUGUUCAAAGAUGGCAACUUUAAGAGCUGUAGUGGCUUUGUAAUUUGAUGCUUUUAUUCUGUUUUUAAAUUAAAAUGAGGUACAACAACUUUGAUAAUACCUUUUGAAAUUCUAUUUUUUCCAUUUUUAGGCAAAGUGGUAAGACAUUUUCAGUUUUUUGCUAAAUAUUUUGGAAAUCUGUCUUUUAAAAAGAGAUGGUUGAGUCUAAACGAAAUUAGUCCAACAACACUCAAGUUUAUCUACCUCAUUGUAGGCAGUACAGACUCUGAAAUCUUGAAUAUGGAGUAACUAUUGUGAGCCUAAUGAAUGUAACUAAUUCUAAUUAUACUGUGAAUGUCAAAUAUUGAAACAUAAGGGUAUGAUUGGGCUUGUAGCCCAGGCCUUCAAUCCUAGCACUUGGGAAGCAGAGGCAGGCAGAUCUCUGUGGGUUCAAGACCAGCCUGGUCUACAAAACAAGUUCCAGGUCAGCCGGGGCUACACAGAGAGACUUUGUUUCAAAACAAAACAAACAACCACUCCCACCAGGAAAAAAAAAAAAAAACUCAAAAUGAGCAAAAAAUGAACAAACAAAAAAAAAUCGCAUCUUGAGAGUAAAAGUGAUUUAACAUAGAGAGAGAAAGAGACAUUUUGCUAAACAAGUUUAAACUACUCUGGAAUGUAUUUGUAUUCAGUGCUAACUGGUGGCUACUUUGACUUGGCAUGACAUUUUAAUUUUUUUAAAUUGUGAUUUAAUUGUGAAUUCUGACUCUGUAGUUUUCAGUGCAAUGGAUGACUAGUCAAGCAAAUAAACAAACAAAAACGUUAUUAUACCAGACAAAAAAAGAACUGGUUAAUAGAAACGGAAGUGAUUGCUACUUUUUUAUGUGAAAGUUCUGAACAAAUAAGUAUGUGAUAUUCGUUUUUCAAAAGUCAUUUGAGAUAGCAAGUGUGGAGCAGUGGCCUAGAAUGAUUAGUUUAACUUCUGCACCUUUGCUCCCUCCUGUGAAUGGAGCAGGCUUAUGGGCCAAGAGGUCCGGGUGGGCAGAGUAGAGUUGUAAAUGCACCUCCCCUUUAAAGGUGUGAAAUCUGUUGGCCCAGUCAACCUUUUGUAUCAAGUCAUGAUUCUUACUGUUUUUGAAAAUUAUGUUUGCAUGGCAUUGGUCAUACUGAGUGGUUCUUGUGGCACAAGGACUAUGGCUUCCUUCCCCAAUUCUCGUCAGGGAGACCUUUGAAAUCAUUAAAGGCAUCCCAAGAGUCAAUCAUGAAAUGAUUUAAACAAUGAAA